UUAAUUUUAAUUUUCUAUUUUUAUUUUCAGAUAAAAGUUUAAAAAGAAUCUUAUCAUGGAGUCAAGACAGAAGGUUUCAAAGGUUAUGAGAAUUCCGGGUGAUAAAACUGGUCUCAUUAUUGGACAACGAGGAGCUACUAUCAGGGAUCUGAAAUCUAUACUAGGAAUUACAAAUGUACAUUUUGAUACCAGGAAUGGACCUGGACCAGAUGGAUACAAUAUGCUGACUAUAGUUGGAAUAAACGAAGAUUCUGUGAACAAAGUAGAAGAUCGUGUCAAUUCACUUCUCUACACGGAGAAAAAAACGCCCAAAAAAUUCUUUGGAAAUUCUAGGGUUCUGUUUCUUUGGGAAGGAGUGGCCCAUGAGAAUGCUGACAUGAAACUGGUUCUACAAGAUGAAGAGGAGCCAGGAUGCCUGGUGAAAGAAGUUUACCAGAUUAAAUCCAUCAGCCCACGUGAAGCCCCUGAACUAAGUCUUGAUGGCUUGAAUCUCAGGCCUCAGCCAACUUUCAUGCAAGGUUUCAAUGAUGAGCUGGUUAAAAAUGUAUUUACCUCUUCUCUGGAGGCAAAAAUGGCGUCGACCACGGAAUUUACUUACAGCUUGGGAGAGGAGAUGUUCAAGAUUGUGGGUGCAUCUCAGGCUGCGGAAAGUUUCCAAAUACCGAUCAGGAACGGUCGAGUUCUUCAUAAAGACCUGAAAGACUUAAAAUUAGAAGGAUAUUGGAGCACCUCGCUCAGUGCCACCAGAACUGCCCGAAUGGUAAAAUGUUUGAAAGAUGAUGGGUUUACGUGUAUAAAUGAGGAAGCAGAAGGAUUUACAAUUGUGCAUUUGGACUUUAAACCUGAAAAGCUGACUGCUAGUAUUGUUUUGGGGGAGGAGGCGUAUAGAGGACCACUAGGCAGUUCCAAGAAAACUAACAUUCAGGAGUCCAGUUCUGGUUCUUCUAGUGAACCUCUUGUACAGUCAGUUCAAACAAACAAACUAAAGGUUUGCAAGAUAACUAUGAUUACUGAAAACAGAUUAGAUAUCCGAGCUUACCUAACAACAUAUGACAAAGAGGAGUCUGGAGAUCAACUAAGUAAGAAGCUGAAAGAUAUUCUCAACCAAUGUUGGAUGAACAGGGAUGCAGAGGGGGGGAUAGCAGAGCCAGAGGCUCAAACAGGACUAAGGUUCAAUCUUGUGAAGCAAGUGCUACACAAAAUGUAUUUCAACAAGAGUGUCAUGUUUAAGGAUAAACCGGAAGUGCUUCAGGUUUGUAUUAACAAAUUGCGACGAAAACAAGCAGGCCAGGAAUGGUGUGAUAGUUUAGAAAUAGAUGUGCACUUUGGAGAAUUCACUUCAGAUGUUAAAGGUUCGGAGCUAGCUGAUCGCUUCCAGUUUGUGAGGAACUGGUUGAAUGAUUUUGAGUAUUAAUUUAAUCUGAAAGGACACAUUGGAACGUUUGUUCUUUUGCUUGUACAUUUAAAUUUUGAAAUGUUUUUUUUUUUCUUGUAUUUUAAUAAGUUGUAAAUUGUGCAUGGUGGUGGUUACCCACAAAGAUGAAACCAAAGCGACGACUGUGCGGAAUUUAUCGCGCUUGUCACGCCAAAUGAAUGUAAAUUUCACGUUUUCAAUCUUAAACGAUUCAGCUCAAAAAUAACCUUACUUGGUUACCCACAAAAGGAUUAGACUCUGUAAUGACGAUCUGUAACAUUUUGAAUAUUCUGACUAAUAUUAAUGAUUAAUAAAAAAUUAAUUAAGAAGUGUA
Messenger RNA from Eurytemora carolleeae, 1748 nucleotides. RefSeq lists its product as uncharacterized. NCBI's taxonomy places the organism in Eukaryota, Metazoa, Arthropoda, Copepoda, Calanoida, Temoridae. The transcript is spliced from 19 exons. Gene Ontology annotation, molecular function: RNA binding. The coding region runs from base 56 to 1414 and encodes 452 amino acids. The record is from RefSeq and is a predicted model, not a curated record.